Molecule: messenger RNA, 627 nt
Organism: Encephalitozoon cuniculi GB-M1
Lineage: Eukaryota; Fungi; Microsporidia; Unikaryonidae
Exons: 1
Coding region: 1-627 (208 amino acids)
Source: RefSeq, marked provisional
AUGAAGUUUAGUACACUCAAGCUGGCCACCUGUUACCUUUAUAAGGUUGCUGCCGAGGCAAAGGUUGCCGGGAAGGAGGAGUUUGUAGGGGACAGCGACAGUAACUAUCAGAACGAGUAUCUGGUUACUAGGACUACAGGCAAGGAUACUUUUACUCCAGAAAUGACUAGAAAAAUGGUACUCGAAAACGGCCUGGCCAUUGUGCGCGAAACAACAACCUAUGUCAAUCCUUACGAAGUUAAAUUUGUCCCGGGGCCUGUUCUUGAGAGUUUGGAUAAGGUGGCAUUUGCGUCUGAAAGGUUUGGCGCCCCGAACAAAUUCAUUCCAAAGCCCGACUUCUCCUACAUGGAGGGAUACAAUAAGAUGGCAAAAAAGACAGGCAGUAGUAAUGCCAGGACACCUGAUGAAGGCAAGAAGGCAAAAAACGCCCCAGAGGAGGAGAAGGUAAAGACAAGCGGCAGUGAGGAUGCUAAAGGAGAGGAGUCUGCAGUAGAGGGGAAAGAGCCCGAGCAGGGAGAAAACGAUGUGGAGGUUGCUAAUCCGACAAAAUCAUCUGAGAAGGCUGGAUUUUUCCCCAACGGGUCCUUCGCAAGACCAUCAUUCGGAAAGUACUCGUCUCUGGCUUAA